AACCCAACCCAACCCAACCCAACAACGACAUCACCUGCUUCCCUACGUACCUGCUGCUGCUGCUGCUGCUUGCGCUUGCUUUCUGCUGAGACUCAUAUGAUAUGAUGUGAUGAUGACUCAUCAUCAAAUAUUGAGAAUCUCGAGUCUCUCUAUUUAUUAUUAACUAACAACUUCUCUUCUCUUCUCUUCUCUUCUCUUUCAUAGAGACAUAGGGACUAGAGAGAGAGAGAGAGAGAGAGAGAGAGAAAAGGAAAAGAAAUAGCUUCUCUGCUCUGCUCUCCCUGCCCCCUUUGAGAUCAACUAAUAAUAAUGAAAAAUCAAUUGCUGGUGCGUUUUCUCACGGCAAAUGUGGUACUAAUGUUAUUCUGUGUUGUUGCUUCUUCUUCUGCAAAAGUUAAAGAGGCUAGUACUAGUACGAGUACUAGUAGUAGUGUUGUUGUGUCGGCGGUGGGAGACCCAGGAAUGAGAAGAGAUGGACUGCGGGUAGCCUUUGAAGCUUGGAAUUUUUGCAAUGAAGUUGGCAAAGAAACCUCCCGCAUGGGUAGCCCACGAGCUGCCGAUUGUUUUGAUCUAUCAACCUCAAAUCCUCACUCUGUGAAUCACAAAGUAACAGAGGCCGACAACAAACUUGGUGUGGGGAAGCCAUUCCCUGGUUUGAGCCCAAAAGCUUUAAACGAUCCAGACCUUUAUGCAGCGGAUAAACAAGUGUAUCUGGGUUCUUUAUGUGAAGUUAAGGAAACCCCAAAUUCAAAAAAACCAUGGCAAUUUUGGAUGAUUAUGUUGAAAAAUGGCAACUACGACACUAAGUCUGCUUUGUGUCCACAGAAUGGGAAAAAGGUACCCCCUUUUGCUCCUGGGAAAUUCCCUUGUUUUGGAGAUGGUUGUAUGAAUCAACCCCUAUUGUAUCAUCAACCUACGAGUUUAUCAUCAUCAACUGGUAAUAGUAAUACUAAUGAUACGAUGAUGAGAGGGGGUUUUAAUGGUACCUAUGAUUUGGGUUCUGGAUCUCGUGGUAUCAACAAUAGUAGUGGGAUCUCUUAUUUUGAGGUAAUGUGGGAGAAGAAAGUUGGGGUUGGGAGUUGGGUUUUUAGUCAUAAACUCAAGACCUCAAAAUUGUACCCAUGGCUGAUGCUGUACCUUAGAGCUGAUGCAACCAAAGGUUUCUCUGGAGGCUACCACUACGACACCAGAGGAAUGCUCAAAACUCAACUUUUGUGUGUUUAUCAGCUUCCAGAGUCGCCUAAUUUCAAAGUGAGAUUGAGUUUGGAUGUGAAGCAAGGGGGUGGAGCUAAGAGCCAGUUCUACCUAAUAGAUAUGGGGAGCUGCUGGAAGAACAAUGGUGCAGCCUGUGAUGGAGAUGUGGUGACCGAUGUAACCAGGUACAGCGAGAUGAUCAUUAACCCUCAAACUCCAGCUUGGUGCAGCAGUACGAGUUUGGGGAACUGUCCCCCAUUCCACAUCACUCCAAACAACACAAAAAUUUACAGGAAUAACACUGCAAAUUUCCCUUACACAGCUUACCACUACUACUGUGCUCCUGGGAAUGCCCAGUACUUGGAAAAACCUUACAGCACUUGUGAUCCUUACAGCAAUCCUCAGGCACAGGAGCUGGUUCAGUUGCUUCCUCAUCCAAUUUGGGCUGAGUAUGGCUAUCCUACUAAACAAGGAGACGGUUGGAUUGGGGAUGCUAGGACUUGGGAGCUCGAUGUUGGUGGUCUUUCCAGUAGACUCUACUUCUAUCAGGAUCCAGGAACCACUCCUGCAAAAAGAAUAUGGACAUCUCUUGAUGUGGGAACUGAAAUAUUUGUUAGCGACAAAGACGAAGUGGCAGAAUGGACUCUGAGUGAUUUCGAUGUUAUUCUGACUUCUCCAACCACAUAAUUAUCCAAGCAUACAAUUUCAUUUUGUAAUGCGGCUUGUGUAUUAGGUUAGUUAUGUGUAUAUAUAUAUAUAUAUGCUUCAGUUGGAAGAGUUUCUGCUAGAAGCCAAACAAACCCAAAAGGGCAGGGCUUCAUUGCUGUUGAGGCAGGCACUCACCAAUAGUCUUCCUGUUACAUCAUUUGAAAGCAAACAAUAAAGAUUUCAACGAUAAGCUGUAAAAAGCAUGUUGCAGCAGCAAAUAGAAUACAGACCGACCUGGUUUUGCAUUUUUUA
Molecule: messenger RNA, 2154 nt
Organism: Camellia sinensis
Lineage: Eukaryota; Viridiplantae; Streptophyta; Magnoliopsida; Ericales; Theaceae
Source: RefSeq, a predicted model, not a curated record